Messenger RNA from Moneuplotes crassus, 1132 nucleotides. The record is from the annotation of a GenBank genome assembly. Lineage: Eukaryota; Ciliophora; Spirotrichea; Euplotida; Euplotidae.
CUUACUAUAUAAUAAAAUGAACACUGCAAAUCCUCUCAGGCUAGAAAUAAACCAGGAUAUAGACCUUGAGCACCAACUGGAGUUUGAAGAUAAAAUUAGAGCUAAACAUCUUGCUAAGUCCUUCAUAGAACAGAGACUAAACCACCUUAAGAUUUUGAAAUAAUAUUAGUAAUUUCCCAAAGAUCUCAACUGGCUGUUCCUCCAGAAAGAGAAAGAAUAAAAAAGAAAGAAUCAGGAUAAUCAAGGACAGAGUAGACAUGACUAAGUUACAAGUCACCAGCACUGCAUUGCAUAUUAAAGUUGGCAAUAAAAAUAGACAGAAGAAACCAAUGACACAGACAGCUUGAUGGUCUAUCAAUACGAGUCCUAGAUUAUCCAAUACUUCUAACUCAUGAAUUACCAGAAUUAUUAUUUCAAAGAAAGAAAUUAAGACUUUGAAAAAUAACCAGACAAAUAGUGAGGAAAAGAUUCCUAAAAUAGGAGUAUCUUUUAAGAAAAUUCCUGACAAUAAAAAAUCAUCUCAGAUAAAAAUGAUGACAAACACUUUUAAAGAAAGAAAUAGCAAAGAAAAAGAAGCUCACUUUGGAAAAUACACUGUCUCGUCUGAUCAUACCAUUAGCAGAAAGGCAUCAGUACAUAAUCAAAGACCAAAGAAAAUGUUUGACAAUUCUUCUUUACUGAGCGAUGAUUUAUUGCAAAAAAGGAAAACUAUUAACCUAAAGCUAAAAGGAGUCAGAUUUCUUCAAAAAUAGGGCUCAGAUGCCAUUUCUCACAGUCUCUCGGAACCACAAGCCCCAAAACCGCCGUAAAAAAUCACCUAUCCAAAACCUCCCUCAGUCCAUUGCUAUUCAGUCCUACUUCAAAGAUAUUCCUUUGACCAGUCUCAAGAAGAGAAGUUUCUUCCUGAACCAGGCCCCUCAGCCUACUUGUAACCUAUCGAUUACGAAGAUUGAACCUUCAACUGCUCCGAGGAAGAAGAACAGGCAUGCUAAGUCCUUUUUGGCUAAAGAGAAUGUGACGCAAGAGGGGUUUGAGAAUUUGGAGAGGAAGAGAAUUUGGAGGAAGAAGGAGGCUGUGGUUUUACCGAUAACCUAAUUUCACUCACCCAACAAGCCAACUUAGGCCAAGUCGA